Cryptomeria japonica (Japanese cedar) is the source of this 1535-nucleotide messenger RNA. RefSeq lists its product as uncharacterized. Bases 261 to 848 code for a protein of 195 amino acids. The record is from RefSeq and is a predicted model, not a curated record. NCBI's taxonomy places the organism in Eukaryota, Viridiplantae, Streptophyta, Pinopsida, Cupressales, Cupressaceae. The transcript is spliced from 3 exons.
UAGCGGUUCGAAUCCGGCAGAUGCUUGUUGGAUUUAAAUUAUGUACGCUUGAUUCCUGAUGAUAAGAGCCUUUAAACAGGUCACCAAGCCCACAAGUCAAUGUUCCUUGUUUAAAACUCUUCCUAUGUUUGCUUGCAAUGUAUGUUAAAUUUUAACUGUAUAAAUUUUGGGUCUCUCCAAAUACUGCAUAUCGAGUACUACAACAGGCCUAAUCUGAUUGAUAUAAUAUAUACAGUCUGAUCUGAACUGGUUUAAGGAAGAUGGGUGAAGACAAGCCUUCAAAGUUGCUCUUAAUCUUUGUUCUUACUGCAGACCUUGUGGCAAUUGGAUUGGCUGUUGCUGCAGAGCUCAACAGGAGCAGAGCUAGGCUGGUUCCAGAUGACUAUUAUGAAUAUGUCUAUUGUAUAUAUGAUACAGACAUAGCAACUAUUUAUGGAAUGGGUGCUUUUCUGUUACUUGGUAUAAGCCAUGGACUAUUAAUGGCUGAUACAAAUUUUUUAUGGGGUGUAAUUUCUAGUAAGAAUCCAGGAACACCUCACGCAUGGACAAUUUUGUUAUUCAUAGCCUCCUGGCUUACUUUUGGCAUAUCAGAGAAUUGCUUUAUUUGGGGAUCACUUAAGAAUACCGAUCACACUUAUUACAGAGAUAUUACAUUGACUUGUGAAGAAGUGCCCAAGGGAUUGUUUGCAGCAGGGGCAGGUUUUACAUUGCUCACCUUGGUUUUGAGUAACCUGUACUAUUUUGCCUUUGUCAGAGAAAAGGAAAAUGAGAGAUCCAUGUUUCUGGUAUCUCUAGUACCAAGUGAUGGAGACCAUAUUGUUGGGAUAGAUUGCAGCCAGAAAAUUUGAUUGUGGGGAUGUCAUGUUUUAUAAUUCCCUUUCUUAAUUCUGUCUAAAUUGAAAGUAAUAGUGCCUUAUUUGUUUAAGAUUUCAUAUUAUGUAGUUGAAGAUUGUUGAAUGGAGCUAAAGCCAAGUUCAGGUGCCUCAAAAAUCAAGCACCUCAUUGUGGAUGAGUUGACAGUAAAGUCCCCUACCUGUUAAAGAUCUUAUGCUAUGUAGUUGAAGAUUGUUAUACGGACCUAAAGCCAAGUUCAGGUGCCUGAAAGUCAAACACAUCAUUGUGGAAGAUGUUUGUUACAGGUUCACGAGACCAACCCCUCUUUCCGUAUUUAUAUACUUCUGACUUAUAGUAAAUUUGAUUAGUGUCAUUGGGCUAAACAUGGUAUGAAAGUUAGGAGAAUGUAUCUUCAGUUCUACAAAGGAUUUUUCCCUUCAUACCUGGCUUUCCCAUCUUGUUUUGCCUGUCCAAUUUGUAAUGCCCUUAAACCCUAAAAUAAACUUCAACUUCUUGAAUAUUUCAUCUUUUUUGGCAGAAAGUUGUAAUGUUUAAAAAUUAAAAAAGGAUGCAAGUCGACCUAAAAUUAUGUGAUCAGAGUCAGGGUGCUAUUGUAUUGAAUCUAUACAUCUUCCUGAUGAUGGAAUUCUGAGUGCAAUCCGAAAUGCUGAUUAAAAAAUCAUACUGUUUUUUUACAGAAA